Molecule: messenger RNA, 2743 nt
Organism: Phyllostomus discolor (pale spear-nosed bat)
Lineage: Eukaryota; Metazoa; Chordata; Mammalia; Chiroptera; Phyllostomidae
Gene: MRPL47
Product: mitochondrial ribosomal protein L47
Exons: 7
Coding region: 51-803 (250 amino acids)
Biological process (GO): mitochondrial translation
Cellular component (GO): mitochondrial large ribosomal subunit; mitochondrial ribosome
Molecular function (GO): structural constituent of ribosome
Source: RefSeq, a predicted model, not a curated record
CUGGAAGUGAUGCCACUCACGACGCAAACGUGAUUUGCUUAUGCGAAAAAAUGGCUGCAGCCAGUUUAGGUAUAUUUUGCAGAAAAGCAUCAGCCCUCCUAAAGACUUCCAGGUUGUUAAUAAGUUCUCAGGCCCCGGCGGGCGCAAGGUUUUCUCUUAAUUUGUUGCCUAAGAAUACACCAAAUGUCACACCUUUACACCACUGUAGAAUACUUCAUACCACGUUGUCAAGGAAAGGACUGGAAGAAUUUUUUGAUGACCCAAAGAACUGGGGGGAAGAAAAAGUAAAGUCUGGAGCUGCAUGGACCUGUCAGCAGUUAAGGAACAAAAGUAAUGAAGAUUUGCAUAAACUUUGGUAUGUCCUGCUGAAAGAAAGAAACAUGCUUCUAACCCUUCAGCAGGAGGCCAAACGGCAGAUAUUACCAAUGCCAAGUCCGGAGCGGUUAGAAAAGGUAGUAGAAUCCAUGGAUGCAUUGGAUAAAGUUGUACAAGAACGAGAAGAUGCCCUAAGACUUCUUCAGACUGGUCAAGAAAAAGCUAGACCUGGUGCUUGGAGAAAAGACAUCUUUGGAAGAAUCAUCUGGCACAAAUUCAAGCAGUGGCCUAUACCUUGGCAUCUAAAUAAGAGAUACAACAGGAAACGAUUCUUUGCAAUGCCUUAUGUGGAGCGUUUUGAGAGACUGAGACGUGAGAAACAAGCCCGUAUCCAAGCAAGGAAGAAACAUUUAGAGAAAAAGAAAGCAGAAAAACUUACGGAAAAGUUUCCACAUCUUGCUGAAGCCCAGAAGUCAAGUCUUGUCUAAGAUGUCUGAACUCUUAAUUUGCCAUUUUGUUUUUCUUAGAUAACAAUCCAUGUUAAGUGAUUUAUAAAGAAAAUGUGGUUUUGGUCAAACAGCUGUGUUCAGUGUUAAUAUGGCAUGCUAAUUCUGGAAGUGGUCUUGCUUUUAAAACUCAGGUAUAAAAUUCAGAUUAAGUUUUCAUUGUACAAAUUAUGACAUCUAAGCAGACUUCACUAUCACGUAUCUUUGAGUGGGAAAGUAAUGUCAACAUAUAUAGCAAAGGCAAUUUGGUUACAUUUUAACUAUUAUUCACAGGAUAUAAAGGUGUGGAUACUGCUGUUAAUAAACAAUGAGUACUUUCACUGAAAAUACUGAUAAAUACAGUUAGUACUUAAAGUAGCAAGUCAAUACAACAGUCCAAACAUGUACUUCUGAAAUGGUUAAUAAUUUUUAUUUAAAUUUGCAAGCCUAAGGUAAAGAGAGCAUAGGCAAUAAAUUUUAUUCAUCAAUAAAAAGCAGUUCUACCAAUCCACUGAUAAUAUACUAAGCAGAGUUUGAAAGCCUUUGACUGAAAGCAAAAUAUUUAGAGAAAAUAGACAUUUAUACAAAAUUAUAAAAUGCUUGUAAUAAGAAUAAGUACAUUUCAAGGACAGCACAACCUAAUUUUACUUUAUACAGCCAGUUAAAGUCUUAAAAAUUCUUAAGUGGAAAUUGAAAAAUGUAAAAAUAUAUUAACAUUCUACAAAAGAUGGUCAUUUUUUCCUGAGUGUACUAAAGCUAUGAAACGUAAGGAGAUGGGAAGAUGGAGCAGUGGGAACACUUUUCAAGGGCAUUUCCUUUCUACACACUGCUUCCCUCCUUCUUCAUAUUCUUGUUUGGAAAUCCACAUCUGUUGAAAGGUGCCCUAUAAAAUGGAAAGAAAUAUUAUAUUAUUGUGCCUUUUUAUUACAAAAUACUUUUUCUUUUAAUAUCUUUAUUUUUAUAAUUCCUAAUUUUUUAAGGACUCUUAAAACCUCCUCCCCCCAAAUAGUAUUCCAUUACUCUCUUGUUAUUUCUGCCCUCCUCCAGAACACCCAUGGCACUACUGAGGGUUUGAAGGAUCAGGGUGCCUUUGGCCAGUGGCAUUCGCCUAUGUGGGUGUGAGAAGUGGUGGCUGGUGGGUCUUGGCCAGCGGGUUACUCUUGUGCAGUGUGAACGCACCUCCAUUUACCUACCCAGGGAAAUGGCAUUUGCUGUGUUCGCUGUGUGGCCACUGUGCAAUACCCUGCGCUCUGAUAUCCUGCAGCGUGAUUUAGGGCACACAGGACAUUUCUGUGGGUUCUCAGGUCUAGGAGCAGAAUUGCUGCUUGUGGUGGAUGUUCUGCUUGGUGGUGCUGCCUGCGAAUCUUUCCGAAGGACCUACGCCAGCCUCACUGGUCAUUUAAUUUGAACUGCAUUAAAUCCAUUAGUUUUAGGGGGCAGCUGACAUCUUUAUACACUAGUGUGCUUUACAUUGUAAGUAUUAUUUCUUCCUACAUUUGGUUCUUUACAGAGUCUUCAUGAAGUGUUAUUUUAAUCAUUAAGGUCUUAGGUACAUAUUUGUACAGAUUUAUUUCCAGUAGUUUAUUAUUGCCUGAUAUUUUGGAUGGUACUUUAAAUUUUGUCCUGUUUAUAGGAUUCAGUUGACAUACUGUAUUGUUACCAGUUGAUUCUAUUAUUUUGAGCCUGGGACCUGGCUCAAAUUGUUAAAAUUCUAGUAACUUUUCUGGACAUUGUUUGGGCUUGCUAAUUUGAAAAUUAAUAAAGUUCAUGCUUAUGUAAAAAAACAAGGGCUCAUCAGAACUAGGAUAAAGUUUUGCAAGUACAGAAACAAUAGUAACAAGUACUUUACCAAAUAAAUAUAGAAAGUGGAAAGAGAAAGUGACCAAAGGAAGAAGGAACCUGUGCUACAUUAAUAAUAAACCCAUUCCCUAUGAUUAACUCUA